Messenger RNA from Sphenostylis stenocarpa, 915 nucleotides. NCBI's taxonomy places the organism in Eukaryota, Viridiplantae, Streptophyta, Magnoliopsida, Fabales, Fabaceae. The record is from the annotation of a GenBank genome assembly.
AUGGCAGCAACCUCAACUUCACUCUUCUCCUCCCAUCUCCAUUUUCUCAACUCUCAACCUUUCUCUUCCACACACUCCUUCUUCCAGAGUGUCCAUUCUACCCUCUCCUUCCCUCCUUCUAAACCUUCUCGUGGCGUUGUCGCCAUGGCUGGCUCUGGCAAGUUCUUUGUUGGUGGCAACUGGAAGUGUAAUGGGACCAAAGACUCCCUCAGUAAGCUUGUCUCUGACUUGAACAGUGCAACAUUGGAGCCGGAUGUUGACGUUGUUGUUGCACCGCCCUUUGUGUACAUCGAUCAGGUGAAAAACUCAAUUACGGAUAGAAUUGAGAUUUCUGCCCAGAAUUCUUGGGUGGGAAAAGGUGGGGCUUUCACUGGCGAAAUCAGCGUUGAACAAUUAAAAGACCUCGGCUGCAAGUGGGUUAUUCUUGGACAUUCUGAGCGAAGGCAUAUAAUUGGAGAAAAUGAUGAGUUUAUAGGUAAGAAGGCUGCCUAUGCUUUGAGUGAAGGUCUUGGUGUGAUAGCAUGUAUUGGGGAACUGUUACAAGAAAGAGAAGCUGGGAAAACUUUUGAUGUUUGUUUCCAGCAACUGAAAGCUUUUGCAGAUGCAGUGUCAAGUUGGGAUAAUAUAGUCAUUGCCUAUGAGCCUGUAUGGGUAAUUGGAACUGGCAAAGUGGCCACGCCCGAGCAAGCCCAGGAAGUCCAUGCAGCUGUACGUGAUUGGCUUAAAAAAAAUUUCUCAGUUGAAGUUGCGUCUAAAACGCGAAUUAUUUAUGGAGGGUCUGUAAAUGCGAGCAACAGUGCUGAGCUCGCAAAGAAAGAAGAUAUUGAUGGGUUCCUUGUUGGUGGUGCUUCGUUAAAGGGUCCUGAGUUUGCUACCAUUAUCAAUUCAGUCACAUCCAAGAAAGUUGCGGCUUAA